Felis catus (domestic cat) is the source of this 690-nucleotide messenger RNA. It is a transcript of the gene RIPPLY2, whose product is annotated as ripply transcriptional repressor 2. Gene Ontology annotation, cellular component: nucleus. The transcript has 3 exons. Gene Ontology annotation, biological process: negative regulation of transcription by RNA polymerase II; embryonic pattern specification. The coding region runs from base 1 to 564 and encodes 187 amino acids. The record is from RefSeq and is a predicted model, not a curated record. NCBI's taxonomy places the organism in Eukaryota, Metazoa, Chordata, Mammalia, Carnivora, Felidae.
AUGGAAACCUGGCAGCCCUCGGCCAGCGGGGCCGGCGAGCGCGCGCGCCGCCGCCGCCUGCCGCCCGCGGCCCCCGACCGCCCCGCGCCGCGCGGGGGCGCGGACUCCGGCUGCGGCGCCUCCCCCACCCCGGCCCUCCCGCCCGCGUCUCCUGAGCUCCUCCCCUCCGCUCUCCGCCCCCCACCCGCCCCCGGUCCACGCUCUGCUGCGGGCUGUUCUCCCGGGUCUGGGCUCACAUCUCCCCUGCGCGCCUUUUGCCCCCCACCCCGCAGAUCCGCAGGCCUCUGGAGACCUUGGGUUGACGCCAGAGGCUACGGGGAGGAGGGGGCGAGGCACCACGCGGCGGAGGCGAUGCCGGAUGGCCCCGGGAUGACCGAAGCCGCAGGAAAGCUUUCCCAAUACAGACACCCAGUCAGACUAUUUUGGCCCAAAUCAAAGUGUUAUGAUUACUUAUAUCAAGAAGCAGAAGCUCUUCUGAAAAAUUUUCCAAUUCAAGCCACAAUUUCAUUUUAUGAAGAUUCUGAUAGUGAAGAUGAAAUUGAGGAGCUGAUCUGUGAAAAUUAAUCUGAUUAGUUACUUUUGAUGACAUUAAAAGCUUAUAGAAUUUAAAUUUAGUGUACAAAUGUAUCAUAAUCCUUUAAACUAAUUUAUUUGUAUAUAAAUUAUUAAUAAAAUGAAAUAUUUUGGAAU